GUAUGCUCUGCGGGCCUCUCUCAUCCCUCCGCCCAAGUGGACCCCAAUCGCCGUUGUAUUCUGAAUGACAAGAGGAGCUUUGAGCUGAAAUUCUUCCAUUUCACGUACAAUGUGAACUGUCUUGUCGACUGUCUUGUCGAUUGUGAUGGUGAAAUCAUGCUUCUCACUGUAUCAGCCACUGCUGUACCAUGUGUACAACAGAGCCUGUAUACAUUAACAUCAUUUCAGUGUACUGCCAUGUUCUCGUGUUUGGCUGAAUCCAUGCAGCGACAAUCUGCGGCGUGGGUGGGGUCCGCCGGGCCAACGCCCUCAGCCUCUUUCACGCUGAGCUGGCCCGAUAAGGUAACUCCUAGUAGUGAGGUAGCUAUAAGAUGCUACUCCCGCUUUCAUGCCAACCUUCCAAGACAUUUACUUGGCUCCAUUCCAGUCAUCAAUCAAACAUCUUGACUUACUGAUUGAGAAACCUCUGGUGAUUGGUUCUUGUAUCCAUCCAUCGUUUCAACAUGGCCUACAUGCUGUUCAAAUACAUACGCCGGAAGGUCAAGGAGAACAGAGAGAGGAAAGAAGCGUUAGCCACCGCAGACGAGCCCCAUCUCGUACCAGAGAUUGAUCUCGGGUUGAGACAAGAACAUGGCGAAGCUGUCCAUACGCCAACUGGGCAGGGGGAGCAUUCUACCAGUAAUCACAGCACACAUCUCACACCAGAAGAGCACCAGAGAGAAAAACAGGAGCGAGGACAACUCACCAAGAAUCGAUGGAAGCUCAUAAUAGGACUGAUACUUCCCAAUUUCCUCUCGGCAGUCGAUGUUACCAUUGUAGCUCCGGCCAUUCCAGAGAUCUCCUCCCACUUCAACCAUCUGAGCGGAAGCUUCAACUGGAUUGUGGCCGCUUACACCCUUACAUUUACUACAUUCGUGCCAAUGUCUGGCCAACUAGCCGACGUGUACGGUCGUCACUUCGCUCUCCACUUCCAAAUGUUUUGGAUCCUCGUCGGCAGCAUCCUCUGUGCUGCCGCUCAAUCAUGGACAAUGCUUCUAUUCGGCAGAGCCAUCCAAGGACUGGGCGCUGCGGGCAUUAUGAACCUCACAAGAAUCAUACUCUCAGACGGUGUCAGUCUUGCCGACAACUCCAAAAAUAACACCGUCUUCUCCUUGAUCAAUGGAAUCAGCUUCGCGGUUGGCCCAGUUAUAGGCGGGUACCUCACUUCGGCGAGUUGGAGGUAUUGCUUCGUGGUCCCCAUCCCCAUCGCAGUAAUCUCACAUGUCCUCAUCUUCUUCUUGAUGCGCAAAAGUCUUGUGCAAGGCCGAGUCGCGUUGAAGAACAGCGACUCCCGUCGGACAGGAUACAUCACUGGGCUGGGCAUCAUAGACUGGAUCGGAGCAACAACCUUCAUCUCGGGCGUCGGCCUCAUCAUCCUCGCCGUACAAUGGGGCGGUACACAAUUCGCAUGGGACUCAGCCGGCGUCAUUGUCCCCCUCGUCCUCGGAACCUUCCUCUUCAUCACUUUCUUUGCAAACGAAUACCUCAUGGGAUCAAACCGCCUCAUGAACCGCCUCUUCCCCAAACAAGUCCCCAUGAUCCCAUCCUCCAUCUUCCGCAAAAAGGACACCUCUUUACUCAUGAUUAUCAACUUCUCCGCGGGCAUGUCGCUAGUCUCAGCCUUCUACUUCGUGUCUUACUACUGGCAGCUCGCAGAGAACUACCCGGCCUCGAAAGCAGGAACACAGCUCCUCUACUACACCCCAGGGCUAGGCGUGGGCGUCUACUCGGCAAUGUUCAUGUGCAACGUGUGGCCGCGGCAAACCUUCCCGCCUCUCUUCUGGGGCUCCAUCGUCGAAGCCGUCGGUCUCAGCGUAAUGACGUGGGCCAUCUCCGCGCGCCACACGACGCUCGUCAGCGUGUUUCUUGCGGUCGCGGGCGCGGGCACGGGAUUGCGCUUCAUGCCCAUUGUGCUGCACGCAGCGGGGAUGUGGCCGAAGCGCAUCGCGGCCAUCCAGAGCGCGUUGAGCUUCACCCUGCCGCUCGGCGAAACUAUCGGCAUCUCCAUGAUGGGAUCCGUCUUCAGCAACAAGUACAGCCAGUCUCUGCUAUCGCUGGAGCACUUGAGUGGCGCUGCCGGCCUGGCGUCGUCCAGCGGGUUGAAGAAUCUGGAUGCGUUGAAAGGGCUGCCUUCGUCUCAGCUGCAGCCUGUGCAGGACGCCGCGUCGGAUGCGGUCAUGUGGGCAUUCAUUACGAUUUUACCGUUCAUGGGCGUUAGCAUCGUCGCUGCGCUUUUCUUGGGGAAUGUGUGGAUUGGAACGCCGAGGAAGCUUGAUGAGGAUGGGAAGGUGAAGAGCGAGGAGACCAAGGGCAUGGUAAUGGAUGUCCCCUACCUGUACGGGUUAUUAACUGGCAGUGUGGCUACUUAUAGGAGGAUUGUGGAUCCGAUUGUUGAGCAGGCUGAGGUGGAGAGAGAGAAAGGGAGAGAAGGAGUAUUUGAUGUUGAAGCCCCAGAUACGAGGAUGGAGGAACGGCCGCCGAUGAGAGUUUAAAUAAAUCGUUUCCUUUGUAUGCUUGUCUAUAUACCAUCGAAGCAAAGUAUCCUUCAGAAACCAGACUGAAUCAAACUCGUUUCUUACCACAAAA
Periconia digitata is the source of this 2625-nucleotide messenger RNA. Lineage: Eukaryota; Fungi; Ascomycota; Dothideomycetes; Pleosporales; Periconiaceae. The record is from the annotation of a GenBank genome assembly.